Messenger RNA from Coniosporium apollinis CBS 100218, 3363 nucleotides. RefSeq lists its product as uncharacterized. The transcript is spliced from 5 exons. Lineage: Eukaryota; Fungi; Ascomycota; Dothideomycetes. The coding region runs from base 1 to 3363 and encodes 1120 amino acids. The record is from RefSeq and is a predicted model, not a curated record. Gene Ontology annotation, molecular function: NADP binding; oxidoreductase activity; NAD binding.
AUGGCGGAGGGGAAGGUUUUGAGAGGGAAAGUCGGCUUUGCCGGACUGGGAUCGAUGGGUUUCGGGAUGGCUAGCCAUCUGCUGAGAGAGGGCUAUCAAGUCACAGGUUUUGACGUAUAUCAGCCGACGUUGGAGAAAUUUCAGGCCAUUGGGGGCGCAACAUCGUGCUCGCCCAAAGGUGCUGCAAGGGGCUCCAAUGUCUUCAUCUGCAUGACGGCGAACUCAGAUCAAGCACAGUCUGUACUUUUCGGCACAGAUGGCGCAGUUGAUGCUCUCCCGACAGGCGCUGUGGUAGUAUUAUGCUCUACUGUACCACCAGCAGCAAUCCAAGAGAUUCAAGAGAAGUUGCGCCAACGUGGCCGAACGGACAUAUCGCUGCUCGACUGCCCAGUUUCAGGAGGCACUGCACGUGCUGCGUUAGGCACGUUGACCAUCAUGGUGGCCGGUAGCCCAGAAGCUCUAGACAAAGGGAAUGCUAUCCUCUCCGACAUUUCCGAGAAGCUUUACGUCAUCCCCGGUGGUAUUGGAGCAGCUAGCAAUGUAAAGAUGAUCAACCAGCUACUAGUUGGUGUCCACAUUGCUGCGGCCGCAGAAGCCAUGGGCCUAGCUGCAAAAGCCGGGCUCAACACUCGCCAAGUAUACGACAUUAUCACGAACGCCGCCGGCAACAGCUGGGCCUUCGAGAACCGCGUUCCUCAUAUGCUCGACAACGACUGGAAUCCGCUCUCAGCACUCAAUAUCUUUGUAAAGGAUAUGGGUAUCGUGACGUCUACCGGCCGAUUGCAUGGCUUCCCUCUGCCACUGGCUUCAGCGGCAGAACAACUGUACAUUUCCGGGUCCUCUCAAGGACUGGGACUUGAACAUGAUGCUGGAGUUGUUCGUACAUACAUCCCCACAACUCCCUCGCUCGUACAUGAGCAAGCUCGCCCCGUCUCAGAUGGGGCGCAUCUCACACCAAGCGUUACGCCUACGGAGAUCGCCAAGAUCGGCUUCGUCGGAAUGGGAGCGAUGGGCCAGGGAAUGGCUGCUUCUCUGCUCAGAGCAGGAUUUACGGUACAUGGCUACGACGUGUACGAGCCUUCGGUACAAAAGUUCAUCAGCGGCGGUGGCAAGGCUUCUGCAGCGAAAUCACCAUCGGAAGCCGCUCAGAAUGCACAAGUCUUGUUACUGAUGGUUCAAAAUGCAGCCCAGGCUGACGACGUGUUGUUUGGAGCUGGAGACGCGGCGGAGGCGCUGCCAGCAGAUUCCAUCAUCAUCCUCAGUUCUACGGUACCUCCUUCCUUCGUGAGAAGUCUUGGUGAUCGCCUAACUGCGAUGGGCAAAAACAUCAGCUUGGUCGAUGCGCCUGUGAGUGGAGGGGUCGUCAGAGCUGCGAAAGGCGACUUGACAAUCAUUUGCUCAGGCGCCGACAAUGCUUUGGAGCAUGUGAAAUCUGUCUUGACAGCUAUGAGCGGCCUACCGAAGAAUCUCUGCUACGUGCAGGGCGGCAUAGGCGCCGCCUCGUCCGUUAAGCUCAUUAAUCAGCUUCUAGCAGGCAUACACAUCGCCGCAGCCGCCGAAGCGAUGGCUUUCAGUGCUAGACUUGGUCUCGAUACACGGAAUGUGUUCGAGAUUGUAAAGAAUGCCGCAGGUUGGAGCUGGAUGCUCGAGAACCGUGUACCUGCAAUGCUGGAUGCAGACUGGACACCACAUUCUGCACUAGCGAUCUUUGUCAAAGAUAUGGGAAUCGUUCUCGAUGAGGCUAAGCGGCUUCUCUACCCCGCGACCAUGUCCGCAGCGGCACAUCAACUUUACCUUGCUUGCCACUCCCAUGGCUUGACAAAAGAGGCGGACUCGGGAGUCGUCAGAUUCUGGGAGCUUAUGACGGGCGUGUCUGUGUCAAAGAGUGCUGGCCCCAAAGAGACUAAAGAGCAAAUGGCUUUCCAACCCCGAAAUUACCCGGCCCUGCCGGCCAAGGAGACCAUUGAGUCACUACCACCGCCGUACUCUGGGGACGUGAUAAGCGCCAUCAGAAACCAUGUCGAAAGCGAUAGCACACCAGUCUUGGUAGUCCUUGAUGACGAUCCGACUGGAACACAAACCUGCCAUGACAUUGCCGUUCUGACUGUGUGGGAUCCUGAUACUCUCCGUGCCGAGUUCGAAGCCACGAAAUCCGGUUUCUUCAUUCUCACAAAUUCGCGUGCUCUUCCACCCAAGGAAGCUAAAGCGUUGAUUUUGGAAAUCUGCAAGAACGUCGCCAAGGCGGCUGAGGCUGCCAGUAAGCCUUUCGAAAUCGUGCUUCGCGGUGACUCGACGCUCCGUGGACACAUUCCGGAGGAGCCGGAGGCCGCUGAGGAGGCGCUCGGGAGGUUUGAUGGCUGGAUCAUCGCCCCUUUCUUUUUCCAGGGCGGCAGGUACACCAUCGACGACGUGCAUUAUGUAAAAGAAGGGGACGAGCUAGUACCUGCCAGUGAGACUCCAUUUGCCAAGGAUGCAACUUUUGGGUACAAGAGCUCAAAUCUCAGGGACUACAUCCUGGAAAAGGCCGGGCACAGAUUUACUGAGCACGACUUCCUGUCCGUCACACUUACAGACAUCCGGGCUGGCGGCCCCGACGAGGUGACCAAGAAGCUGCUCGAGGCGCCAAAGGGCAAAGUCAUCAUCGUCAAUGCCGCUGCCGAGUCAGACAUGUACGUCUUCGCAGCAGGACUGCUAGCCGCCGAGAAAGCAGGCAAGCGCUACCUCUACCGCUCAGGCGCUGCCCUCGUAUCUGCCCGCCUUGGCAUCAGCGGCAUUCCACCUCUCACGAUGCAGGACCUCGGGGUCAAGCCCGAGGAGAAUCCGAAUGGCGGUCUCAUCGUCGCUGGGUCCUACGUCCCCAAGACGACUGCGCAGCUCAAGACUCUCCGCGAGCGUAGAGGCAAUAAGCUGCGCACAAUAGAGCUGGACGUCGAGCAGCUGAUCUCUUCGCAAGAUUCAGCGGACCAGGCCGUCAGCUCGGCGAUUCAGCAAGCUACGCAACUUCUGUCGGGAGGCGAAGACGUCCUUGUCAUGACGUCCCGUAAACUCAUCACCGGCGCUGAUGCGCUCUCGAGUCUCAGCAUCGGAAGCAGUGUCGCUGCCGCGCUUGUCAAGAUUGUUCAGGGCAUCGAGGUCAGACCGAGGUAUAUCAUCGCAAAGGGCGGCAUCACGUCCUCGGAUGCGGCGACCAAGGGGCUGAGGAUCAAGCGUGCCAUGAUCCUGGGCCAGGCGGCGCCCGGGGUGCCGCUGUGGAGAUGCGAUGAGCCGACCAGCAGGCAUGUCGGCGUACCGUAUGUCGUAUUCCCUGGGAAUGUUGGAUCAGAGGAGACGUUGGCAGAGGUUGUGGAGCGAUGGGCUGUCUAA